GCGGCGCCCUUUUAUGUCGUCACGGCGCAGCUGGGUUCUUCUUGGUGCCAGCAUGGAAGGACUGAAAAGUAUUCCCGAGACGGGGAAGGCAGCUCUUUCCGAGCCGGGUCCUAGGGAGCUCCUGGAAGAUGAAUGUUAUGUGGAUUUUUUGCGGGAAGACUUUGAUGUGAAAGCCUACACCUCUCAAUCCAUCCACCAGGCUGUUAUUGCUGAACAAUUAGCAAAGCUUGCUCAAGGGAUCAGCCAGCUAGAUAAAGAACUCCACUUGCAAGUAGUUGCAAGACAUGAGGACUUGCUGGCACAAGCCACUGGCAUAGAAUCUUUGGAAGGUGUUCUCGAAAUGAUGCAGACCAGAAUCGGUGCCCUGCAGAGUACCGUUGACAGGAUCAAAGGCAAAAUUAUUGAUCCCUACAACAAAAUCGUAUCCCGCACGGCGCAGCUAGCAAGGCUUCAGGCUGCUUGCGACCUGCUGAGGAGAAUAAUACGGAUCUUGUACCUCAGCAAAAGACUUCAAGGCCAGCUUCAGGGUGGAAGCCGGGAAAUCACCAAAGCUGCUCAGAGUCUCAAUGAACUUGAUUACCUUUCUCAAGGAAUAGACCUUUCUGGAAUUGAAGUAAUUGCAAACGAAUUGCUUUUUAUUGCAAGAGCUCGACUCGAAGUUGAAAACCAGGCCAAACGGUUGCUUGAACAAGGAAUUGAGACUCAGAAUCCUACUCAAGAAGGAACGGCUCUUCAAGUUUUCUAUAAUCUCGGCACAUUGAAAGUUACAAUCGCUAAUGUUGUGGAGGGAUAUUGCACAGCCUUGGAGGAAAACGUGCACGGCGCUUUGGAUUUUAAAGUUUUGACUCAGCCUUCUCAAGCAGCUAGAGGUGGUCCCGGCCGAGCAGCUAUGCCCACCCCAGGAAAUACUGCAGCCUUCCGAGCAGCCCUCUGGACCAAUAUGGAGAAAUUGAUGGAUCAGAUCUGUGCAGCUUGUGGACAGGUGCAACAUCUCCAGAAGGUCUUGUCGAAGAAAAGAGAUCCGGUUACCCACGUUUGUUUCAUUGAUGAAUUGGCAAAGGAUGGCCAGUCCGACAUUUUGUACACCUUCUGGACAGCAGUGACUCAGACUCUGGCUUCAGAGUUUCAGAAAGCAUCUGAGACUUCCAUGUUUCUGAAACAGGCUUUUGAAGGCGAAUAUCCUAAAUUACUGCGCCUGUAUAAUGAUUUCUGGAAGCGCCUUCAGCAAUACAGCAAAAGCAUUCAGAGAAACCUGAUUGCGAACGGCAGCGCCGAGCCUUUAUCCGAACUUCUUCAAAUAGAUGACGAUACGCAGGACCUGUUCAUGCAGAAGAAACAAGAUUACGACCCGGAGAAAGCAUUAAAAAAUUCUUUGCAACUGUACGAAGCUGCCUAUCUCUCGAAAUCGCUGUCGCGGCUCUUUGAUCCCAUCAACCUGGUCUUUCCUCCCGGAGGUCGCAACCCUCCAUCGGCCGACGAACUGGACAGCAUCAUUAAAAUCAUUGCAAGUGAGCUGAACGUGGCAGCUGUGGAUGCAAACCUCAGCUUGGCGGUAUCAAAAAACGUGGCAAAGACCAUCCAGUUAUUUGGCGUGAAGUCUGAACAACUUCUGUCGACGCAGGGAGAAGCCAGCCAGGUGAUUGGCCCGUUAACCGAAGGGCAGAGACGGAACGUGGCGGUUGUGAACUCCCUCUACAAGCUGCACCAGUCCGUUCUAAAAGUGAUCUCCAACCAAAGUGGAUUUCCAACCACUUCGGAGGAUACUGUUCAUGCUGCUUUGAAGACAAUCCAUGGUUUGAUGGGCAACGCCGUGCAACCUUUGCUGGACUCGGUGGGCGACUCCAUAGAAGCUAUUAUCAUGACCAUGCAUCAGGAGGAUUUUUCCGGGUCCCUGCCUCCUUCGGGAAAGCCGGACGUCCCUUGCUCUCUGUACAUGAAGGAGCUGCAGGGGUUCAUCUCCAGGGUCAUGAACGACUAUUUCCGGCACUUCGAAUGCUACGAUUUUGUCUACGAGAGGACCGAAGGCAUCGCUCAAAGGGCCAUCGAGGUCUUCAUCCGCAACGCCAGCCUGCUCCGCCCUCUCGGCGAAGGAGGGAAAAUGAGGCUGGCGGCCGACUUCGCUCAGAUGGAGUUAGCGGUGGCCCCCCUGUGCAGACGGGUCUCUGACCUGGGGAAAUCCUACAAACUCUUAAGAUCCUUCAGACCCAUGCUCUUCCAGACCAGCGAGCAUAUCUCCAACAGCCCAGCGGUGGGAGACGUCAUUCCGUACAGCACUGCCAUCCAGUUCUUAUUCACGAGGGCACCACCCGAAUUGAGAUCCCCGUUCCAGAGAGCAGACUGGACCAUUGCCCGUUACUCGCGAUGGCUAGAUGACCAUCCGGCAGAGAAAGAACGACUCGUUUUAAUACGGGGUGCCCUGGAAGCGUAUGUCCAAUCUGUACGAAGCAGAGAAGGUAAAGAAUUUGCCCCGGUCUAUCCCGUAAUGGUGCAGCUGCUGCAGAAAGCACUGGUUUCUCUUCAGUAAAUGGUUUUUCUGCAAAACGCUGGAAGCCCUGAGCAACCUGUAAGGUAGACUUCAGAGUUCCUACAAGUAGCAGCUCUCUGAAACUGGUUCAACAAUCCACAGCCUGUUUUGACUUUUGUCCUCAAAUGCAUUCUGCGUCUCUCAGCUUUUUUCCAAAUGGUAUUUUUAUAUUUUACUGUUUUAAUUGAAAAUCAAACAUUUCUAUUCGAAAAGGCUCUAUUUCUGCGUUGGUAAAACAAAGCUAAUCUUAAAUCGGCAAGAAAAAAAAUACGCUUGGAUUUAAUGUUUUCUUUUCAGCAACUGUUCGAGUUUAAAAAUAUCACACACACACACAUAUAUAUAUAUAUACAUACACAGACGUGUGUGUAUAUAUUAUAUACAUACAUACACACACACGUGUGUGUGUGUAUAUAAUCUACACACACAUGCAUAUACAUAUUUUAUGUUGACUUAUGAAAUAUUUCAGAUUACGUCAGUGUAAUGUUGUAUGUACAAUGUUCUAAUUGGAAAUGUAAUUAAAAUAUUUCUACCAGUCCUUGUUUUCAAGCAGUCCUUCAAUUAGGCAAACCAGUAAUAUCAAUUCACAAGACUUGUAUUGUGAUACUUCAUAUAUUUUAUAUAGAGAAAAUAUACAAGAAUAAUUUUUUACAAUUUAUUUUGAAAUAAUACAAGAAUACAGUGUGCAAAAUCAUAGGAGCAACAUGUAAGAGACGUACAUAUCAGGUGCUGAAAUUUCUUGUGAUUUCUUGACAGAAACACCCUAUUUAGUAAUAUUAAAAGCUAUGUUGUAAAUGUUCACAGCAAAAGUAGCCAUUAAUCGAAUAUAUAUCUGCUCUAUUUUUUUAGAUAGAUUGGGAGAGGGGAGUAAAGUGCAAAUAUUGCACCGAAAAUAAGUGCAAGGUUUGUCCCCACCAUAAAUGAUGUCUUAUGGCAAAAUAAAAUCUUUUUAAAAUACGCAGCAUAGGAAAAAAAAUUAACAUUAAAUGAAAGUAUGAUGAAAGCACCAUUCCUCUUGAACAAUGCAAUCUGCUUGCGGGUUUAAUCUUUUCCAACGCAGCUCAGGCUUCUCACCAAGCCUCAUAUUUUACGAGGGAAGGUGUAUCACACCCAAAAUAUAAAUUAUAAAGGUGACCCCCUUCCCGUAUAGACAACAAUUUGCUACAUAUAGUGUACAUUAUACUAUUCGCUUUGCCACGUAUUCUGAUAUUUUUGUUGGCACCGGGCAAACUAGAAGUUCAUUAUAAUUAUAGGUCAGAAAAUUCCAGCUUGCAAAAUUGGUAGUUUAAUUACAUAGUUUGUGCAAUACGUAUUAAUCAGCGAUAAGAAUUGUUCUAUAAACAGAUGUUACAUUUCUUUUCAACUUCCCCUUUUUUGUGCAUUUUUUUUCCUUAGAAAAUAAAACUUUUUAUACAAAG
This is a messenger RNA of Ahaetulla prasina, 3939 nucleotides long. It is a transcript of the gene COG5, whose product is annotated as component of oligomeric golgi complex 5. The transcript is spliced from 22 exons. Gene Ontology annotation, cellular component: COG complex. The coding region runs from base 14 to 2524 and encodes 836 amino acids. The record is from RefSeq and is a predicted model, not a curated record. Gene Ontology annotation, biological process: intra-Golgi vesicle-mediated transport. Lineage: Eukaryota; Metazoa; Chordata; Lepidosauria; Squamata; Colubridae.